GAGCCCCCUUUUCCACAACUCAUUUCUUAAUCCCUGCCUGAGGCUGCCACACCUGGAUGGAACGCGCAUGCGCAAGGCUGCCUCUCGCCGCCCCGUCUUCCCUCAGGUUGGAACCCCUGCUGCUUCGCGACGAUGACACUCGUAGGUUUUUACAGCAAUUCUCUGAUGCCCUUGAUACGGCAGAACGCUGUGUAUAUCAAGAGUAAGCUCUCGUUUGAGGAGAUUAACAAUUCCUGUUUUUGCCAGAUUUCUUCUUGAAUGGCAACCACCUAAAUGCCAGUCCAAAGAAGCCCCCAAUAGACUUGUUCGCCCUUCAUGUCCUCAACUCUGGGGAAGUUAAGUAAUCGAGUUGAAGAAACACUUCCACUACUUAAAAAUUACUUUCAUAUUUGUUCAGCUAUCCCAAUGGGAUUUUCACUUAGUAAAUCUGCUACUCAGGUAUCUGCUAUGCAUAUGGAUUCCAAAGUGGAUGAUCACUUAAUACGAGGGACUGAAAAAAGCAGGUUGGAACCAACGACUCAGUUAUUUCAAAACACCAAGAAAAUAAGAUUAGAAGACACAAAUCAAGAAAACUUUUCAAGGAUUGAAGGGACUGGCACAAGAUCUUUUUCUGAGAAAGCCUUGGGUUCAGUGGUAUACGUCAAAGAAAGCGAUGGACUAGAAAUGACAGAUGUGGAAUGAAGCAAUUUGUAUGUAUUACCAAACAAACCAAAAACUGCCUUUGAUUAAGAGGGGAUGUCGAAAGAGAACUUAACCUUAUUAGGAAACCCUAACAAAAUGAUGGAAGACUAUUGCUUUAUUUUUCACUAUUUGUGAAUCAUCUUACACUGCAUUUUUUGAUUAUGCCUAUUCAAAAGGCAGUUGCUUUUAGAGUGAAAAAGCCUUCCAAAAUUCAAAGCAGAUUUCUCUGGUAUUAUAUUAUAUCCUUCUUAAAAACCAGAGCUUUUAAGUGCCAGUAUUUGAAUGGCACCAAAACAUUUUCAUUUUAAUGUAUUUCUUUAACAAGUGAUUUUAAAAAGUGUCUAAGCGGCCGGGCAUGGUGGCUCAUGCCUGUAAUCCCAGCACUUUGGGGGGCCGAGGCGGGUCGAUCACCUGAGGUGAGGAGUUCGCAACCAGCCUGGCCAAUAUGGUGAAACCCUAUCUCUACUAAAAAUGCAAAAAACUAGCCAGGUGUGGUGGUGGGCGCCUGUAAUCCCAGCUACCUGGGAGGCUGAGGCAGGAGAAUCGCUUGAACCCCGGAGGCGGAGGUUGCAGUGAGCUGAGAUCAUGCCAUCGCACUCCAGCCUGGGCAACAAGAGCGAAACUCCGUCUCAAAAA
Messenger RNA from Rhinopithecus roxellana (golden snub-nosed monkey), 1317 nucleotides. RefSeq names its product chromosome 17 C2orf15 homolog (gene C17H2orf15). The transcript has 4 exons. Bases 316 to 681 code for a protein of 121 amino acids. Lineage: Eukaryota; Metazoa; Chordata; Mammalia; Primates; Cercopithecidae. The record is from RefSeq and is a predicted model, not a curated record.